This is a messenger RNA of Oncorhynchus tshawytscha (Chinook salmon), 801 nucleotides long. Its product is annotated as octapeptide-repeat protein T2-like. The record is from RefSeq and is a predicted model, not a curated record. The transcript has 2 exons. Bases 95 to 649 code for a protein of 184 amino acids. Lineage: Eukaryota; Metazoa; Chordata; Actinopteri; Salmoniformes; Salmonidae.
UUCAUCAGUUGUAGGAAUCCUUCUAGUUAAAGUGUUGCCGUGUUUGUCUCCUAGAUUCAGAUCGGGUUUAUUAUCUCUCUGUACGGCGUCGUAGAUGUGUUUAUCUCUGAGACAUUUAGAAAGUGAAGAGGAUGGGGUUUUUCUCUCUGUGUCUCCGUGGUCCUUUAAACAAACAAUCAUUUGCUCCCCUACCGAAAACACAAAGACACCUUUACAAAGGUCGCGGUCCCGGCAGAAUAUCAAUGUGAGCACAGCGUCGGUGAUGGGGUCGGCUGCGAGAGGACAGAGAGGAGUGGCGUCCACAAAGGAGGCUCGUUAUGACACAGAGGGACAUCCACCCAACGCUACGGGGUCUGCCACGGCCAGGAGCAGGGGCCCGCUGCGUCGGGAACCAGGAGGACACAAACCCAUAACCACCACCGGGAUGGACCGAGACACGGGGAUGGAGAGAGGGAGGGAGAAUGAGAGAGGGAGGGAGAAUGAGAGAGGGAGGGAGAAUGAGAGAGGGAGGGAGAAUGAGAGAGGGAUGGGAAGAGGGAGGGAGAAGGAGAGAGAGGUUGAGGUAGAGAGUGAGUCUUCAUCAUGUCCCAGCAACACCAAUGGAGACUCUGAUGUAGAAGCUCUACUGGCCAGACUGAGGGCCUUGUGAGAUCUAUUUUCAGACACAGACCCCGCCACACCCAAACACCUCCACACCUGGCUGCCCCCCCCACCACAUUAUCUGCAGCGACAGGACAAGACAGGACAGCACAGCACAGGACAGCACAGGACAGGACAGCACAGGACAGCCCAGGACAGCAC